Vairimorpha ceranae is the source of this 429-nucleotide messenger RNA. RefSeq lists its product as hypothetical. Lineage: Eukaryota; Fungi; Microsporidia; Nosematidae. The record is from RefSeq and is a predicted model, not a curated record. The coding region runs from base 1 to 429 and encodes 142 amino acids. The transcript has a single exon.
AUGAUUUGGGAGGGAAAUUUUUUAUACUUUCUAAUUGUAUACAUAAAUCCAAUAAUUUUUUCAUAUCUAGAAAUAUUACUAAUUACAUUUUUACUACUUUUAGAAUGCUAUAAAGUUAUACUUCUAGUUAAGCUCGAAACUGUAAACAUAUCACGUGUGCUUUUUAAAUCUAAGAUAAAUAUUUGGAAAAAAGUUGAAUGUGGAAUUAUAACAGCAAUAUUAUUUUUACAGAUGUUAGACAUUAAUAUCUUUUCACCUUUUUUCUUCUUUAUUUUAUGCUUUGAAUUAUAUAAGGAAUAUUCAUUUAAUGCUGAUAAUUUUAUAGUAAAUGAUAUACAAUUUAAAAAGAUGGAAACAUUUGCAAAGUUUGUUUUUUACCUUAUGGCUGACUUCUAUUUUACUGUAAAAAUGUUGAUUAAAUCAAAUUAG